GGCCUCGCUCAUCGCCUUGCGUGCGCCUGCUGCGCUGUGUGUGCUCCCCGCCGCGCCUAGCUGCGGCUAGAGCGUGUGUGUAGACGAGUGGUUAGAGAGACCGACCGGCCGGCCGGGACCGACGUAGACUAGCUGCAAUCACUCGUCGGCCGGGCCGAGCGAGCCGAUCGAUCAUCGAGCGGCCGCGCGCCCGGCACGGCUGGUUUUUGGUCGAUAUAUAUUGCCCCAGACACUAACCCUCUUAUCCUUUCCCCAUCGUCUUCCCCCACUUGCACUUGCACCCGCGACCGCGCGAGCAGCAGCAGCGAGCGACGCCCCUCCUUUUCUUUUCCCAGAGGUAGUAGGAAGCAGCCACUGAGCUCGCUCGUGCUCGUGCUAGCUACCUACGUAUCUAGCGCAGCUACUACCUAGCCACAGCAGCUACAGCCGCCUCGCCUGUCGUAGCGACUGAGCAUCUCCGGCUGCAGGCAGGGUAGGUAGGUACUACAAAGAUAUGCGGAGGCAGCAGCCGAGGCGGCCGGGGCAGCAGCGGUAGUACUAGGCGACGACGUACACGGACGCACGGUCGGCCAUGAGCGGCGGCGGCGGCAGCAGGAACGAGAACGGGCACGGCGGCGCCGCGGCUGCCGCGGCGGCGGCGGCGGUGGUGGCGGCAGGUGGAGGUGGAGGCGGCGACGCGCACGAGGACGACCUGGUGAUGCCGGGGUUCCGGUUCCACCCCACGGAGGAGGAGCUCAUCGAGUUCUACCUCCGCCGGAAGGUGGAGGGCAAGCGCUUCAACGUCGAGCUCAUCACCUUCCUCGACCUCUACCGCUACGACCCAUGGGAGCUCCCUGCAAUGGCCGCGAUUGGGGAGAAGGAGUGGUUCUUCUACGUGCCGAGGGACCGCAAGUACCGGAACGGGGACAGGCCCAACCGGGUGACGGCGUCGGGCUACUGGAAGGCCACGGGCGCCGACCGCACCAUCAAGGCCGACAACAGCAGCCGCCCCAUCGGCCUCAAGAAGACGCUCGUCUUCUACUCCGGCAAGGCGCCCAAGGGCGUCCGAAGCAGCUGGAUCAUGAACGAGUACCGCCUCCCGCAAGACCACACCGACCGCUACCACAAGACCGAAAUAUCCCUCUGCCGCGUGUACAAGCGCACCGGGAUCGACGACGGCCACGGGCAUCAUCCCGCCACGGCGCGCUCGACGACGCCCUCCCGCGGCGCCACGGCGGCACAGCAGCAAGAUAACAAGCAAGCGUCGUCGUCGUCGACGCCGACGCCGCCCACGACCCCGUCCAAGAUGAUGCACCUUCUCCACGGCGAGUGCACGUCGCCGCCCACGGCCAUCUGCAGGAACAACAAUCACGCCGCGGCGGCACACAGCGACAACAAGACGGCGGCGGAGCCACGGCAACAGCAGCUCCCCAUCAAGCCGUACUGCAACGGCUACCACCACCAGCUGUCCACGGCGAGCUCUACCACCGCCGCCGCGGCCCGCGAUCAGCAGCAGGCUGCAAUGGGAACCGCGGCGGUGUCGUCGUCGUCGUCGUACGAGCAGUCGUCCAGGAACGCGAACUACGCGUUCGCCGCGUCGACCUACUCCCUGCUCAGCCUGGUGAACGCGGCCUCCAUGGGCGGGUCCGGGUCUGCCGCGGCCAUCGACGAGCUCAGCACGCUGGUGGGGCACGUGCACGGCCAGCCGACGUACUUCAACCACCAGCCCGGAGGCGGCGGUCACGGCCACAGCUUCCUCCCUGGCCUGACGACGCCGUCGUCGCAGCAGCCGCCAAUGGCGGCGCUCGGGACGCUACCCAUGUCCCUGGCCGCCAUAUCUGACAAGAUGAUCUGGGACUGGAACCCGAUCGUCCCCGACGCGGCGGCUAGAGAUUUCAGCACCGGCGGCGGAUUCAAGUGACACCUAAAAUGAGCCGCCGGCCGCGUGCAUGCACGCCGCGCGCAGCUUUGCACGGGUGGUGGAUCCAAUGGCGGCGCGCAUGCAUUACGAUCCUAAGUGGUACAGCUACUGCAGCCCUUGUAGAUCUUAUUUCUCUCUCCCGGUUAAUUUGUUCACGGUAAAUUCUGAGGAAACAAUCAGUGUAGAGAACUAUACCCUAUUAAUCAGAUCCUAGAUCAUACGACCAGCUUGUACCAGUAGUAUGAUCAAGAGUUCAGGAUAUAUAGUAACUACGUAGUAUAUAUAAGCUGUAUGUAAUUCAUACUGAAUUGCAUAUAAUGUCGACAUUGCCUUUACUUUGAUCGAUGUCGUCAUGUGACAGUUGAUUA
Molecule: messenger RNA, 2268 nt
Organism: Sorghum bicolor (sorghum)
Lineage: Eukaryota; Viridiplantae; Streptophyta; Magnoliopsida; Poales; Poaceae
Product: NAC domain-containing protein 35
Exons: 3
Coding region: 572-1900 (442 amino acids)
Biological process (GO): regulation of DNA-templated transcription
Molecular function (GO): DNA binding
Source: RefSeq, a predicted model, not a curated record